GUUACAAACGCUUCUCCCUGUUGAAAAGGUAAGGCAAACAAGUUUUUACCAGAGCCCAUGUCAGCGGCGUUAUUUCUCCUUUCUUUGGACAUGCCUAUUUCUUUGGAAUAUCCAAAUAUUCAUGAAGCUGUUGUGGCCUAUUUGGAGCAGCUGAAUUCUGAAAACUACAGUAUUUAUAAACAAACUUCAGAGGCUGUUUAUUCAAUUGAAUGCACCUGUAACUUCCUGUCCGAUAUUGAGAAGGAGGGAGAGAAGGAUCUCUUAGAAUUAGUGGAGCUGGCGGAUCAAUCCUUGUGUAGCUUUUCCUAUCAUCAGCAUUUCCCCCUAAUAAAGGAAAUCAUCAGCGUUUGUUCAAAGAUCUGGAAAUCUGCACAAGCCAGUCCAUUACUACAAGGAGAAAGUCAGAAGGUGCUUCUCCAUAUGUUGUCUCACCCGUUGCCACAAGUGAAAGUUGAAACUUACCACUGCUGUCUGGAAAUCACUAAGGAAUGUUUAGGUGUUCAUAAUGUUACUAAACCUGUGUCUUCACUUUGCAAUGGAAUUCAUUUUCUACUUCAUCCGAAAGUUCUGUAUGAAAUCUCUGUAUUUGGCAUUCAAGAGCCCAAAAGUGAGGUGAACACUGCUGCCAAGGCCAUUCUGUUAUACCUGCUUCAGGGACGAUUGAUGAUGACAGCACUGACCUGGAACAAAUUUAUUGAAUCUCUCUGUCCUGUCAUUCCAGUAUUGCAGGGCUAUGCCGACACAGAAGAUCCUUUGGGUAACUGCAUUCUCCUUCUAAGCAAAGCAAGUUCUGACACAGGAGAAGAGAUCCUUCCCUGCACUACCCGGUUAAAGUCCAUGCUGCGACUUUUGCUAGUGAAAAAGCCAUCGGUCCGUGCACUAGCAUUAAAACUUUUAGCAUUCCAUCUUACCAGUGAAGAAGGGGCUGAUACAAAGCGCCCUCUAAUAGAUGCCAGAGUUCUCUCCAGAGUUACUAAUUUAUUCAUUGUGAAGAAGCCUAUUGAACUCAAACUGGAUGACAGAAGAGAGCUGGUUAUUAAGUUGGAGACUGUUGAAAAAGUAUAUGAAAUCUUCAUCUCAGAUGAUGUUGAUCUUGUUUUGAGAAAGUCAGCUGCUGAACAGUUAGCUGUGAUUAUGCAAGAUAUUAAAAUGCAUGCUGUGGUGAAAAAGUUACACUUAACUGACAAAAUAAUUGAGUAUUUAAAUGAAUGUGUGGGUCAAGAAGGCAAGGUUGUGGAAUGUUUGGUACAGCCAUGCCUGACACUCUUGAGGAAGCUUUUAUGUGGCGAUCCCGUCAUGCGUGUUUCCCUCUCACAACAGUCUUCUGUUUUGACGCUGUUAUUCAGAGUUUCCUUAAUAUUUCAUGAAGAUUGUACUGUUGUGACUGAGGUUGGAGCACUAUUUUGUCUUCUGUUAUUUGAUGAAGUAUCAAGAAUGGAUAUGUGGUCUGUUAAUCCUCCCAGUAAACCUUCUUUGCCAUCAGUCUUCAGUUUGCCUGUUUCAGUUUUUAGAAGGUAUCAUCUACCUGUUCAUGUAAUCGGACACCAUGCUGUGAGUCCUUACUCCAUAGUUUUGCCCUUAUCUGCUGAUUGUUUGGCCUUGAAGCCGGUGUCAGAUAUGCUGAAAAUAGCUUGGAACCUGUCAUGGUAUCAUGGGAGUGAUAAUCUGUUGAAGCAAAUGAACUCUGAAACUAAAACACAAGAAUUUUUGGAUACAAUGAAGUUAUCCGCAGAGGACAUCCUCACUCUGAAGAUAACACACGUGGCUAGUGGGCUGCAGGACUGCCUCCAUUCCAUUGCUGAGGCUGCAACCCACAGAGAAGUUAGGGCCGCUGUCACUAGGAUGAGUUUUUAUCUUCUGAAUGACAGAUUGUCUUUAAAGGGUGGCCCUGGUUCGUGUGGGGCUACCUUGAAGUCCUUGGCUUGGCACACCGCACUGAACAGGUUUUUACAAGUGCUUCCUGCUUCCACUGAAGAUGAGAAACUGCUAAUAGAUAUCAUACAUUUUUUAAAUAAAUUAAUAAAAGAACAAAGAAAAAAUUAUUCACUGGAACUUCUGAACUGGAUUCUAGAAUUACUUCUUAGACAUAGUGCAAACCCACUGUUAGACCUCUUGGUUCUGACAGAGUCACAGGCACGAGAAGAGACAGAUGAUAUCCGGACUGCUGUCAGGCAACAACUUCAGAAAGAACUGAUUGCUCUUUUUGAUACCUUGCUGCUCAAUUUCAUGGACGUUAAUGACAGGAAAUGCUUGGAACUUCUUUACGUUUUUCAAACACAGCUGGCUCUGAAACUGCUCCAGUGUCUGAAAGUGACGGAUGCACCGCAUUUCUAUGGCCUGCCAUCCCUUGAGCGGACCUUACGAGGGAUGGCUAACCUCACUGCGUUUCCUGGAUGGAGCUCACAUUCUCCUCUCACAAAGCCUCUCGAUAUAUGUGUGAAGUACUUGUCAGGUCUCCUUGAGGUCAUUACUUCCUUUUAUGUGGAGCGUGGAGGAAAUGCUAUGUCCUUCAUGGGAAAAGGUGUUACAAAGAGCACAAUUCUUUGCUUGCUUCACUUAUCCCAUGAGAUGAUGGCCCAGGCUGGGAGCUUGGAGUGGAUGUCACUUUGGUUCUUGCCUUUGGGUAGUCAUAGUGAAGAACACAUUCCUACUCAACAGGGAUUGGCUUGGUUGAUUCCAUUAUGGGUUGAUCGGGACCCAGAGGUGAGAUUCACUUCACUGGGAUUAGGAUCAGCACUGACCACCCUUGAAACUGGCUGUGUGGCCUUGGCAAACAGUUGUCAGAACAUUUCUGGGGGGCUCUGGGGAACUGUGGUGAACAUUCUUCUGGACCAGUCCGAAUGUAGUAUGGUGCGCCGGGAGGCUGCAUUUAUUUUUCAGAAUCUCCUUGUAAUUCCAAUGCCUACAGAAAUUAUAAAGGAUCAUACUUGGCAGGGGCCCUGUGUCCAUGAUGAGGACUCUGGCCUAUCACUCAUUGGAAAACCUGCCCUUCAGGCUCUUUUAUAUCAUUGCCAUUUUUAUGAACAUUUGAAUCAGAUGGUAAAACAUUGUUACCUAGGGCGGUGUGUGUUUGAUUUGAAUUUUUCUGCUUUUGAUAGAAAUUCAGAAGGCAAUGAUUUAAAUGGUUUAGAUGACUCAUUCAAGUUUUGGAGGCCUCCAUCUAGGAUAUCCAGUGAGGAUCAAGAUCCGAAUUCUCUCUCCACCUCAGAAACAACGGUGGCACCUUCAUCGGAGAGUGCUGAAUUUCAGCCACUUGUGCAGUCAACGACACUUCUACCUGAAGCCUCCCAUGACCAGUUUGUGGCUCAAGGUCACCAGGAAAGUACAUCACCACGGCCACCUCAUGAUUCAUCUCUUUCUGCUCCCCUGCCCAAACUGUGUGUUUUUGUUACUCCAUCUCUUCUUUCAGCAAUGUGCAGCCUCUUGGACAACCUCUUGAUGAUUGCUCCCAGAGACACUGCCAAGGCUGUUCGACAAGCUCAUCUCAUCGAACUUCUCUGUAGCAUUGCAGAUGCUACCCUCAUACAGAUAUGUGUCCAGGAACUCAGGACCCUGCUGCCUUCAUCACCUCCAGCUGAACAUACUCAGGCUCAGGUUUCCUUUCUCCUGGAAUACCUAUCCUCUUUGUCCAGGCUUCUGCAGUCAUGUUUGUUGGUAGAGCCUGACCUUGUGAUUCAGGAAAAGCUUAUGAAACCUCUUAUCACUAAUAUCAUUGGAAUUCUCACCAUAUGCACCAAAGAUGUAUUAGAUACAGAGUUAAUAUCAGCUUUUUAUCUCACAUGGACACAUUUAUUUAAUCUUCUGGCCACGCUCCUGAGGAAGACUGGUGCCAUCACACUCCCAUCUAUUACUGUGGCCCUGGCCAAGCACUGGACAGCAAUGAUUGAUAUGUUCUGCAAAUGUGUGAGCUUGUCCGCCACGUGUCCUGCCCUGUAUACUGCCAGCUUGCAAUUCCUUUCUGUUCUCUUGACUGAAGAAGCAAAAGAGCAUCUCCAGGAUAAGAGCAAAACAAGUUUAUGCCGUAGUCCAGCAAUGGCUUCACUUCUUGAUAAGUCUCAGGAAAAUCAGAACUCUCAACGACUUAGUGAUGUAAUUCUUCAGUGCUAUGAAGAAAAAUCCUCCAAAGAUAUCCUGAAAAGAGUAGCUGCAAAUGCACUGAUGUCACUUCUGGCUGUCAGUAGAAGAGCGCAGAAACGUGCUUUGGAAGCCAAUCUCAUAGACAACUGCAUGGAGCAGAUGAAACACAUAAACGCACAACUGAAUCUAGAUUCUCUGAGGCCUGGGAAAGCAGCAUUGAAAAAAAAGGAGGAUGGUGUUAUUAAAGAGUUAAGCAUUGCCAUGCAGCUCCUAAGAAACUGUCUUUAUCAAAAUGAAGAAUGUAAAGAAGCAGCUCUUGAAGCUCACCUUGUCCCUGUCUUGCACUCUCUCUGGCCUUGGAUUUUGAUGGAUGAUUCAUUGAUGCAAAUUUCUCUGCAGCUCCUUUGCGUCUAUACUGCAAAUUUUCCAAAUGGUUGCAGUUCUCUUUGUUGGUCAAGUUGUGGACAGCACCCUGUUCAAGCUGCACACAGAGGAGCCCUGGGCAACUCUCUGAUGCUGUGUGUCCUAAAGUUGGCUUCCCAGAUGCCACUGGAGAACACCACAGUUCAGCAGAUGGUUUUUAUGCUUCUUUCCAACCUGGCCUUGUCUCAUGACUGUAAAGGAGUAAUUCAGAAGAGUAACUUCUUACAGAACUUCCUCUCUCUAGCAUUGCCAAAAGGCGGAAAUAAACAUCUCAGUAAUCUGACUAUUCUUUGGUUGAAGUUACUCCUGAAUAUAUCAUUUGGAGAAGAUGGGCAACAAAUGAUUCUGAGGCUUCCUGGCUGCCUGGACUUACUAACAGAGAUGAGCAAAUACAAGCAUAGGAGCAGCCCUUUAUUGCCUCUUCUUAUCUUUCAUAAUAUUUGCUUCAGUCCUGCUAAUAAACCCAAGAUCCUGGCUAAUGAAAAAGUCAUUACUGUGCUAGCUGGCUGUCUGGAAAGUGAGAAUCAAAAUGCUCAGAGGAUUGGAGCAGCUGCGCUUUGGGCUCUGAUUUACAAUUAUCAGAAGGCAAAAGCAGCUUUGAAAAGUCCAUCAGUAAAAAGAAGAGUGGAUGAAGCAUAUUCCUUAGCAAAGAAAACUUUCCCAAAUUUAGAAGAAAACCCUCUAAAUGCCUAUUAUUUGAAAUGUCUUGAAAACCUCGUGCAGCUUCUUAACUCUUCCUGAGUGCUGAGAUGCUACACCUUGAAACUGACAGCCACCAACGAGGGAGCUACAGUUGAAGCCAGCUGUGUGUAGCAGCUGUUACCUGAAGACAUGCUACCUCUCUACCAAGUGUCGAUCCUCCUCUUUCCCAUGAGAGACAGAACUGGUGAUACUCCAGCACUAGCCAGUCAUGGCAUCUCUCCAGAAGUACUAGCAGCUGACAACUUCCUAUGCCUUUUCCUUUCUGUCGAAAAGGCAUAGAAAACUCUGGGAACGUAAACAUUUUUACCCUUUUCUAUGCCGUUUAUUUUGUAAAAAUCCUAUUUAACAGUUAUUUAAUAAAACAAUAUUUUUAGAAACU
This is a messenger RNA of Saimiri boliviensis boliviensis (Bolivian squirrel monkey), 5581 nucleotides long. The record is from RefSeq and is a predicted model, not a curated record. Lineage: Eukaryota; Metazoa; Chordata; Mammalia; Primates; Cebidae.